Messenger RNA from Geodia barretti, 1269 nucleotides. The record is from the annotation of a GenBank genome assembly. Lineage: Eukaryota; Metazoa; Porifera; Demospongiae; Tetractinellida; Geodiidae.
AUGGCGUUGUCGGAGAAGGAGAAGUGGUGGCUGGAGGAACAUUUGGAGGAGCUGACAGAGCACCUGGAUCCGAGAGAGACCAUCACUCGACUGAGGACGCUGUUCCCCGACUUGUUCGACUCCAAGGACGAGGACGAAAUUCUCCUGAGGCACGUAACUCCCCUCGAGCAGACCGGGGCGCUGGUGAACCUCUUGAAAACGAGGCCGACGGAGGCUCUGCAGGCGUUUCAUCAGGUGUUGUCGAUAUGUCAGCCUAGUCUGGCCUCUCUACUCUGGCCUGUCAGCUACAGUAUCCUCUGGCACUGCCCGUCUCCCCAGCAUGCAGCAAUGGCCGCCUAUCUCCUGAAGACCUUCACUGACACUGACUUCCUGCCUCCACGGCAAGGAGGUCCAGACCACCUCCUUCGCAGCUCGUGUGGGAGUGGUUUCGGAAAAGAAGGGACUCUAGUUACUCUGGCGUUUCCAUCACGACCAGAACAUUUUCCCAAGAUGGUGAGCGAGAUGUUCAAACAGACAGAGCAGGCAAACCUUGUGAUUCUGACUGGAUCCUGCGAGCCACUAGGUCCGGGAGUGUCCCCCGGACAUGCGGUCGUCCCUCUCUCUGCCGGAGAUGGUGAGGAGACGGUGGCCUGCAGCACUGCACUGAGAGUAAGAGAUCUUCAGGGGCGCCUGGAGGCAAGACUGGGGAGUGCAGUGUGGCUGAAGGAACAAAGUAAAGUCUACAGUCGAUGUGCCUAUCUGGACUACUGCUCUGCCUGGUUGACAAGACUCUACGUUGAGAUGACUGCUGGGACAAAAUCCUCUGAUUGGAUGGAAAGGCAGGGUGUGACGAGGGAGCAGAGAGGGGGUGUGGCUUGUCCAUUUCCCGAGUGGGAGAUGGGAGAACUGGCAAGGCACGUCCUGACCAGGGGGCGGGGCUGGAAUGUUGACCACACCUCCCCACUGGGGAUUUCCCCCAACCCAGAACUAGUGUCUCGUGUCAGGGAGAAAGUCGGUCGUUACGGAUCCUUUCCCUCCCCCAUUAACCCCAUUCCUCCGACUACUCCUCUAUUUAACCCUCUCUCCACUACCAGUGAUGGAGUCUCGUCUUCUUAUGCCUCACAUUUCUUCAAGACCUGUUCUGCCCAGCUGGCCACCGGUACUGACUGGCUGGCCUGUCUGGGGGCGUGUCACAAUACGACCUCUGACACUCCUGAACUCUCCACCCACACCUCUGUCACCAUGGCAAUGGAAAUUGUCCAAAUGCUAAUGUCAAUCAGUGUCAGAUAA